AUGGCGGGAGUCUAUGACACUCUUAAGGUAGUCAACUUUGAAAAACAUGAAGAGGUAACACAGUGGAAGGAUAAAAAUCCUGCCCUUUUCCUAAACCGCCUCCAGGAGGCCCUCACCCAGUUUACAAAACUGGAGCCCUACCAGGGCAGCAGUCUUGGCCUUCCACUUUAUUUCUCAGACAGCUCCAGAUGUCUCCUCUGGCAGCGAUACCUUUACCUCAAUCAUCUUAACUACACGGAAAAGACAGAUGCCUUUUCACCAAUUGGAAGCCUGGAAAAUUACUACCAUUUUUAUCACAGCAAAACAUUUAAAAGAUCAAUCUUGAGCAGCAGAGGACCCCAUAUCUUCCUGAGGAUGGACCCACAGGUAAAAUGGCUCCAACAACAAGAAGUUAAACUCAGGGUGAAGAGACAGGCACGGAACCACCACCCGGCCCUUCAGUUCAAUGACCCCAUUUGGUCCAACAUGUGGUACAUGCAUUGUGAUGACAAGAGCAGUCGAUGCCGAUCAGAGAUGAAUGUCCAGUCUGCAUGGAAGAGAGGCUACACAGGGAAAAAUGUGGUGGUCACCAUCCUUGAUGAUGGCAUAGAGAGGAAUCACCCUGACCUGGCCCCAAACUAUGACUCCUAUGCAAGCUAUGAUGUCAAUGGAAAUGAUUAUGACCCAUCUCCACGUUAUGAUGCCAGCAAUGAAAAUAAACAUGGUACUCGGUGUGCAGGAGAAGUUGCUGCCUCAGCCAACAACUCAUACUGCAUUGUGGGCAUCGCGUACAAUGCAAGGAUAGGAGGCAUCCGGAUGUUGGAUGGUGAUGUGACUGAUGUUGUGGAAGCAAAAUCACUUGGCAUUCGACCCAACUAUAUCGAUAUCUAUAGUGCAAGCUGGGGGCCAGAUGAUGAUGGGAAGACAGUGGAUGGGCCUGGCCGACUGGCCAAGCAGGCCUUUGAGUAUGGUAUUAAAAAGGGCCGGCAGGGCCUGGGCUCUAUUUUCGUCUGGGCAUCUGGAAACGGUGGGAGAGAGGGUGACUACUGCUCCUGUGAUGGCUACACCAACAGCAUCUACACCAUCUCUGUGAGCAGCACUACCGAGAAUGGCUACAAGCCCUGGUACCUGGAGGAGUGUGCUUCCACGCUGGCCACCACCUACAGCAGCGGCGCCUUUUAUGAGAGAAAAAUAGUCACCACGGACCUACGUCAACGCUGCACUGAUGGCCACACAGGGACCUCAGUCUCAGCCCCCAUGGUGGCAGGUAUCAUCGCCUUGGCUUUAGAAGCAAACAACCAGUUAACCUGGAGGGAUGUCCAGCACCUGCUGGUAAAGACAUCUAGGCCGGCUCACCUGAAGGCAAAUGACUGGAAAAUCAACGGUGCUGGUCACAAAGUUAGCCAUCUGUAUGGCUUUGGCCUGGUGGAUGCAGAAGCUCUUGUGGUGGAAGCAAAGAAAUGGAAAGCUGUCCCUUCCCAGCACAUGUGUAUCGCCACUGCAGACAAGAGGCCCAGGAACAUACCAGUGGUGCAGAUACUACGGACCACUGCACUGACCAGUGCCUGUGCCGAACACUCAGACCAGCGUGUGGUUUACCUGGAGCAUGUGGUAGCCCAGAUCUCCCUCUCACACCCACGCCGCGGAGACCUUCAGAUUCACCUCAUCUCUCCUAUGGGAACCAAGUCCCAACUUUUGGCAAAGAGAUUGCUGGAUCAUUCCAAUGAAGGAUUUACAAACUGGGAAUUUAUGACCGUGCACUGCUGGGGAGAAAAGGCUGAAGGUGAAUGGACCUUGGAAAUCCAAGACUUGCCAUCCCAGGUCCGCAACCCUGAGAAGCAAGGGAAGUUGAAGGAAUGGAGCCUGAUUCUGUAUGGCACAGCUGAGCACCCAUAUGAUACCUUCAAUUCCCAUCAGUCACGCUCGAGGAUGCUAGAACUUGCCACCCCAGAACUGGAGUCAUCCAAGGCAGCCAUGCUCCCAGCCCAGGCUGAGGUUCCUGAGGAGGAGGACUAUUACACAGCUCCUUCUACCCAAGACUCGCCUAAUAUCUUACAGCUGAGUGUGUGCCAUCCGGAGUGUGGUGACAAAGGCUGUGACGGCCCCAAUGCAGACCAGUGCUUGAACUGUGUGCACUUCAGCCUGGGGAGCACCAGGACCGGCAGGAAAUGUGUGAGCACAUGCCCCUUGGGCUACUUCGGGGACAUGGAAGCAAGGCGCUGUCGCCGCUGUCACAAAGGUUGCGAGUCCUGUUUGGGCAGAGCCCCCACCCAAUGCCUGUCUUGCCGCCGUGGGUUUUACCUCCACCAGGAGAUGAGCACCUGUGUGAGCCUGUGUCCAGUCGGGUUUUACGCUGACAAAAGUCAGAAAAGCUGCUUUAAAUGCCACCCAAGCUGUAAAAAGUGCACGGAUGAACCAGAGAUAUGUACCAUCUGUAAAGAAGGAUUCAGUCUUGCGAGGGGUAGCUGCAUUCCAGACUGUGAGCCGGGCACCUACUUUGACUCAGAGCUGAUUCUAUGUAAGGAGUGCCACCCCACCUGCCAGACCUGCGUGGGGCCUGGCAGAGAAGAUUGUAUUCACUGUGCGAAAACCUUCCACUUCCACGACUGGAAGUGUGUGCCGGCCUGUGGUGAGGGAUUCUACCCAGAGCAAAUGCCAGGCCUGCCCCACAAAGUGUGUCGAAGAUCCACAGUGCAGAUCUGCACCAUGAUGUUCCGGCUGAUGACUCUGAGCAACUUCCAGCAAGCAAAUGACCAGCUGGGGACUAGAGGUGGUAAAUUGUGUGAUGAGAAUUGUGCAAGCUGCGAGGGUUCCAGUAGGAAUUGCAGCAAAUGUAAGCUGGGCUUCACACAGCUGGGGGCAUCUUGCAUCACCAACCACACGUGCAGCAAUGCUGAUGAAACAUUCUGCGAGAUGGUGAAAUCGAACAGGCUCUGUGAGCGGAAACUUUUCAUUCAAUUCUGCUGCCGGACCUGCCUCUUGGCUGGGUAGUGGGUGCUGGCCCCUCUUGCCCACCUACCUUCACCAGUCUGGCAGAUGGAGCCUAUGCUUGGUGGACAGGGUGAACACCGUGGGUUUGGCAGCUUUGUUUCACCAGGCCAGGGCCUGCAGCAGCUCACACAAGGAGGUUGGGGGUAUUCAAGGAGGUGUUCUUCACAUGGUGAUACGCCUUGAGACUCUACUUCCUGGCUAUAUUCUUCUGGAAAACACAAAACAGGAACAAAAUGAAUUCUGGAAUCCGUAACUUCAGGUUCAGAGCAGCAUCUGGGACCAUAAGUUUACUGUAUCUUCAAGACCAAAGCAGAACAGAGAUACCCUUGGCAUAGCACGCAUCACCUUCUCAAACUUCUGUGCAGUGCAUUAGCAAUUCCUCUAGGCCACAUGGCUGCUUCCUUGUUUCUCUGCCUGCUGCAGGGCCAUCUGCCAGUCAGACUGUAAAUAAAAUAAAACAGAAUUGGGACAUAAAUGUUGACCACUGGGGAUGGAGUACUUAGAAAAUCACAUCCAAAUCCAGGAUCAAAAGAUACUACUACUUCCUUUCUUAACAGCUCUCUUGUAAGCUGAGGUGCUCACUGUACCAUGUCACCAUGUUCCUUCUGUGUCUCUGAGAGUCUUGUGGAUCUGACCCCCCAUGUGUCCUGAUGGAGAGCUUCUAGAAGGGAGCCCGAAGGAUGCUGGUCCAUGGUCUCUUCUGUAGGUCAUUUGGGGGUAGCGGGGAGCAAACACAGACAGCCUCGCCCGAAGGAUGCUGGUCCAUGAUCUCUACUGUAGGUCAUUUGUGGGUAGCCGGGAGCAAACACAGACAGCCUCAUGACUUGUAUUAUGGAAUUGCUUUUAGAAUAUACUUGGCCUCUAAUUUGUGAGAGACUUGUUCUUAAGGUGGAUGUUUCUGUGUCCUUGUGUAUCAUGAGCCUCUGCAGGAUACAUGGGCUUGUUUCUGCCAAUCCUGUGUAGAUAGUUUACAAACUGUAUGUUCUAAUUCUUAAUGAUCUGAAUUCUGUUGGUGAAUAUUGCAUACAUUUUCAUUGAAAGGCAUAUAUUUUCUUGAUGAGUUCCCUUUAAUACGGGAAUAACAUUUGCCUUAAGCUUCCUUCAUGUUGUUUUCCUCUGUCUCAUCCUGUUCCCUUUGUUUAACUCUAAAGCCCUUACCUUGUCGCCUGUGAGUUGGAAAGAACAAAAAUGUUGUUCAUCUGCAACUCUUGGGGGGGAGGGGGAACAGCAAAUACAAUGUUAGGACCACAUUAAUAAAGACAUUAACAUCCCAUGGCAAGGAAGCCUGUAUUUCUUUCAGGCCAUAAUAAUUAAACGUGGAUUCUGAACGUCGUGUGAAA
Echinops telfairi (small Madagascar hedgehog) is the source of this 4310-nucleotide messenger RNA. RefSeq names its product proprotein convertase subtilisin/kexin type 6 (gene PCSK6). The transcript is spliced from 24 exons. Bases 1 to 2970 code for a protein of 989 amino acids. Gene Ontology annotation, molecular function: serine-type endopeptidase activity. Gene Ontology annotation, cellular component: cell surface; membrane. NCBI's taxonomy places the organism in Eukaryota, Metazoa, Chordata, Mammalia, Afrosoricida, Tenrecidae. Gene Ontology annotation, biological process: peptide hormone processing. The record is from RefSeq and is a predicted model, not a curated record.